This is a messenger RNA of Spea bombifrons (plains spadefoot toad), 1143 nucleotides long. It is a transcript of the gene ZDHHC24, whose product is annotated as zinc finger DHHC-type containing 24. Gene Ontology annotation, molecular function: protein-cysteine S-palmitoyltransferase activity. Bases 88 to 927 code for a protein of 279 amino acids. NCBI's taxonomy places the organism in Eukaryota, Metazoa, Chordata, Amphibia, Anura, Pelobatidae. The transcript is spliced from 5 exons. The record is from RefSeq and is a predicted model, not a curated record. Gene Ontology annotation, cellular component: endoplasmic reticulum; Golgi apparatus. Gene Ontology annotation, biological process: peptidyl-L-cysteine S-palmitoylation; protein targeting to membrane.
CGGAGUGGGCGUGGCCACGGCGAUUCUUCCUUAUUGUAGGGGGUACCGGAGUGGUGUCUGUAUUUCCUGCUUUAUUGGUGUAAUAACAUGAAUAAGAAGAUGCGAGACCCCGCUGUUGUGCUUCCCUUGUGUGUAACAUGCAUGAUCGUGUGCUCCAUUACAUUGGAAGUUCUUUAUCUCAUUGUACGGGGCCCGGGAAAUGGACACUGGGCCCUUUUAAUGCUGACCUCAUACCUGUUAUUUAAUGUUGUGGGAAACAUGUUGAAGUUUGUUCGGAGUAACCCCACCAUUCGAGGAGUCUUCCUGGAGCGUGACAGUGUGGGGCAAGGCUGGUUGUACUGCUACAGCUGCCAAACACACGUUCCUCCAAGGUGUCACCACUGCUACAACUGCAAUGUGUGUGUUCUUCGACGUGACCACCAUUGCACCUUGUUAGGACAGUGUGUAGGACAUUCUAACUACCGCUAUUUCAUUUGUUCUUUGUUCCAUGGCUGGUUAGCGCUGCUUCUUGCAACAAUUCUCAAUGCUGAGAUCUUCAUUGAACUGUUACACGAAGGUGUUAGCUUCCAUAGUCUAUUCCUGCUUCUCAUGCCGUGGAUGAUGCUGGUAACAGGUCAAGUGGCACCAUCAACCUUUAUAUUUGCUUUUGUGGCUGACACUUGUGUAGUGGGGCUUCUCUUCUGCUUUGCCUUCCUCGCCCUGCACUGUUCUCUUCUUUAUCAUGGAGCUACCACUAAGGAGUGGUUUGGUGGCCAUGCUUGCACUUUUGACCUUGGCUGGAAAAGGAAUCUCAAGAGCUUCUUGGGGGAGAGAUGGUACCUGGUCUGGAUCUCUCCUUGGAUAGAAUCAAGAUUAAUUGGCGAUGGACUUAACUUUGAAACUAGGGAAAUCACAGAGACUAUCUCAUCCAAGGUGUCUGAUUAUUAAUAUCUCCUCAUGGGAUAUUCCAAUACCCCACUUAAUAAGGUACUGCUUCCAAUUCCAUGGGAGAUUACUAUGGGAGAUCACUAUGGCUGUGUCAAUCUAACUAUGGGUUUGUGCAUGUGUAAAGGAAGCUGUGAUAUAUAUAUAUAUAUAUAUAAUAUAUAUGUGUGUGAUUGUAUACAUACACUCCUUAGAUACAAAUUAUAAUGAAUAAAUAUG